CCGACAAAUGGCGGCUAGUUCGAAGAAUGUACGCCUUGCGAAGAGUUUUAAAGAACGACUGGAUCUGCUCGGCUGUCCCUACACUGAAGGUGUUGAUGCGUCGUGGAUUCUCGAACCACUCUUCAAACCUGGAGAACCAAGAAUCCGAUUACUACAGUGGCUGUUUGUCAAAUUUGAUGGUCGUUUAGAUGAAAUUCUUGAUCCUAGCUACACACCUAUUGAAUCUCAAAAGGAUUCUAGAAUUCAAAGACUUCUGUUUGUGGCCAGUACCUUGGGUCUCUGUAAAUACAAUGAUGUCGAUCUCAUCAGGGGAGUAACGUCCACUUCAAAACAGGCGGCAUUCAUGGAUCAGCUGUUAGACAUGGUGACCAUCAUGGAUAACGCAGAUGAAAAUCAAACCAUGUCAUUCAGUCCAGGAAUCGUAACGCAAUCAUCAAGUCUUAAUGAACAGUUCACCAAUGCUUGUCUGUAUGUGGAUCAGCUGGCAGACCAGAAUCAGAUGCAUACAAUGUUUAAAACGCGGUUCAGUCGCUUGCCCCCAGAUUUACAAAAGCAAGCAGAAGUUAGUUGGGCCAAGAAAGGAUUCACCAAGGACAAGCCUCCAGAUGUAGAUCUUUCAACAUUAUUAGAGAUGGCCAAUCAAGUUGCAAAAGAUGUAGAUCGUCAGAUGGAAAUCUUACAAGAUCUGAAAAAAAAUUUUAAGUUUCAAACGGAAGAAGAGAAUUCUCAACUGGACCACAGUAGUCGGACACUCCAGAUACGGCUGUCAGACAUGUCUCAGCUGAUAGUCAGUUUUAGCUACUGCUACGAGAACGAAAUGAGACACUGGUGCAACAAAACACCCCCCAUCCUCACAGACCUGGGUGUUGCUUUCAAGAGAGUCUACAAUUUACUGCAGCAGUUCGUGGCUCUCCUCAAUGGUCUACAACAAAUACGGCAGUCCCAUGCAAAUUUGGAUCAAGAUGUCAAAGAAAAACUUGGGAAGUCACUAACAAAAGAUUAUCAACAACAAAGUAUAGCAUCCCAGUCAACUCUAGACAGAUUGCAGCACUGCAUCAGCAUUCUUGAGGAGUCCAAAAAGUGGCAAGCAGUUGAUUCAUCUGUGUCCACAGAGACUGUAAAACUGUGAAGAAAUUUACUUUAAUGUUUCAUCAGUUAUUUCAAAACAGUGACACUUGCUUCAACAUUUACCUUGCAGAAGCUCGAAGAUGAAGAUCAAACAUUUUUUUUUAAUGUGCAGUGGAACUUUAUGGGAUUAUUCGGAAGUAGGCAUACUUUAUUAAAAAGUCGGGCAGCAGGACAAUUUUGAAUGAAGUUGCACUGAAGUACAAACCCAACAAACAUCACUCAAGCUUGACAUUGUAAAGUUAUCUUUACAAAACAUAUAUAUAUAUUUAACUGUUAUAUAUACUAGUAGAUGAUUUAUUAAAUAACUUAAAAAUUAAA
Molecule: messenger RNA, 1446 nt
Organism: Gigantopelta aegis
Lineage: Eukaryota; Metazoa; Mollusca; Gastropoda; Neomphalida; Peltospiridae
Exons: 10
Coding region: 8-1129 (373 amino acids)
Biological process (GO): centrosome cycle; spindle assembly
Cellular component (GO): HAUS complex
Molecular function (GO): microtubule minus-end binding
Source: RefSeq, a predicted model, not a curated record